Molecule: messenger RNA, 981 nt
Organism: Aspergillus tanneri
Lineage: Eukaryota; Fungi; Ascomycota; Eurotiomycetes; Eurotiales; Aspergillaceae
Product: lipase family protein
Exons: 1
Coding region: 1-981 (326 amino acids)
Biological process (GO): lipid catabolic process
Source: RefSeq, a predicted model, not a curated record
AUGGUUGCUAAUAUUACCGAAGAUACUGCUGUGACCGCCGAUAAAUUCGAAAAUUUUAAGCUGUUUGCUCAGUACUCCGCAGCAGCUUACUGUGACGUGAAUAAUGAUAGUAGACUUGGGAAUAUUAGCUGCACCACUAACCAGGCAUCGGCUUGCCCCAGUGUUGAGAGUGCGGCGGCGGAGACGGUUCUGGAGUUUCGGAAUAAUGCUGAUGACACACGAGGCUAUAUCGCCGCGGAUCAUACCAAUAGUCAGGUUGUGCUCGCCUUUCGCGGCUCACAAUCAAUUCAAAAUUGGGUUACAAACUUUAAACCAGGUCUCAUCAAUUCAAACCUGUGUGCUGGGUGUAAGCUCCACAAAGGAUUCAGCACUGCCUGGGAAGGUGUCCAGCAGGAUAUCAUAUCUGUCAUCAAAAAUAUGAAACAGAAGUACCCCAGUUAUAAGUUUAUUGUCACUGGACACUCCCUUGGUGGUGCACUUGCUACUAUUGCCGGCGCUCACUUGCGGAAAGUCGAAAAUAUUCCCUGUGAUAUUUACACCUAUGGGUCGCCUCGCGUCGGGAAUGACAAGUUCGCCGAACUUGUCAGUGAAACAGUCCUGGGAGAUACAGCGCGAAUAACUCAUCUUAACGACGUUGUCCCCUUAGUCCCUGGGCCCCGACUGCCUAUCCCCCGAUUUUAUGGCUACCAACACACGUCACCGGAGUAUUGGCUUUUUACCGGGGAGGCGACAACUACUUCAUAUACUAGGGACGAUAUCAAGGUUUGUCAUGGGACAGACACUAACAAGUGUUCUGGGUCUUUCAGGUUUGAUAGAGUCCAGCUACUUAAAGGAAUUGAAGCGCAUGGAUACUAUUUCGUGAAACUUGGCUCUUGCGCAGCUCGCCAAGGCAAAGACGCAGGGCAGGACGAAAGAUGGAGCGACGCGGAAUUGCAAGCUCUUGAAAAGCAACUGGAAGACUACAUGCAGCGUGACAACUGA